AUGACUGAUGCUGCUACAAGCAACAUGUCCAUUCAAUCCAAUGUAUUUGAUUCAGCACAAAGCCAAGAAGUGGAUUGGAGCAUAGGUGGUGAGAAGAUGCCUUACGAUUCACCUGUCAUCCGCACGCUUAUGUCUGACUGCUCCUCAAACAGUGCGCCUUCCCCCCCUCCUUCAAAGCGGGUCCCCGAGCCCGAUGUUUUCGAUAGCCUUGAUCAGACGCUGAUGACCUCAAGCGACUUGGCGUUCCAGAAGAAGGCAAGGGAUUUAAUGAGUAAAGUAAGAACACAGAUUAUGGAAACACGGGCCAAGGAGGGUUCUCUUAAUACCAAUCUUCCAGGAUCCAUCCAUCUGCUGGAGUCCAUUACUGAUGUUGGAAUUGACAUUUUGACAUCCGGGUUGUUUCUGAAAUUGGAAGACCUGUUUGACCUAGCAAGUGAUCAAGAGCUACAACGUUUGCAAAAUAUAGCCCCUACGUUUAGUCCAGAGGAAGUGGAGAUUCACAUGCCUGCGGGGUCUGACAACAUGAUCAAUGCUUGUGGUCUUAAGGUUCAGGAUGUUGUGGAGUUCCUGAAUGGCUAUUUUAGUUUUUCUCAAUCAGCAAUUGCGUGGAAACAAGGUUUGAGGAAGAUGAUUGGUAAUUUGACCAGUGAUCAGUGGAUGAAGACAUUGUUUGCUUAUAAUUAG
This is a messenger RNA of Tremella mesenterica DSM 1558, 684 nucleotides long. RefSeq lists its product as uncharacterized. Lineage: Eukaryota; Fungi; Basidiomycota; Tremellomycetes; Tremellales; Tremellaceae. The transcript is spliced from 2 exons. Bases 1 to 684 code for a protein of 227 amino acids. The record is from RefSeq and is a predicted model, not a curated record.